Molecule: messenger RNA, 1515 nt
Organism: Striga asiatica
Lineage: Eukaryota; Viridiplantae; Streptophyta; Magnoliopsida; Lamiales; Orobanchaceae
Source: the annotation of a GenBank genome assembly
AUGAAUACGGACUCGGAGCGAUAUCGUGCAAGUGAACACAAAGAUAUUGAUUCACUAGAGCUAAUCCUGAGCAAGUUAGAGUUAGCGCCUACACCCGAUCCUGAUAGGGACUUGACCGCAGGAAGACACUUGCCCAUCCUCAGGAUCAAUAACAAGACAAGACUAGCCCGAGAAGUGUGCGCUAAUCCUGCUCCUAAACUUGCUAUUGCUGUCCAUUCUUCUUCCUUUCUUUACUUUGCUUUUGCUCCUACCCUGUCAGCCAAGGUCUUUAUUAGUCAAGAGAUAGCUAUCGAUGAGGCAUCUUCCUUGCAAGCAUCGGAGAAUGUGAAAAAGAAUGUACUAUUCCUUCUAAACAUAGAAGGCACUACCUCCAGGGCAAAGGCUUUGAUAAAGAUUUCCUGUUCGAGGCCUAAAGACUCAGUUACGGAUACUUCACAUCCUUACGUAACGACUGCUAAUUCAAGUCUUCCUUGCAAUGUUCAAAGCGCUGUCGCACCUCUUUACCCGAGAAAGCAAGGGGAUAUAUUCACUAUUCGGAAGGCGAUCCCGGUAAGCAAGCUAGUUUGGUUACCGUAUGGAGCCGACCUUUUCAACGUAUGGGAGGGUUUUGUUCAACCCGACCUUCCACCCAGUAGCUUCAUGCUACCCAAGCCAAUUAGAGGCCCUCUCGAAUGGAAGGACGCAUAUGUGCCUUCUUGUCUAAGAAAGCUGUUUACCAUAAGCAGGAGUUUCUCGAUAUCAGAUCUUGAAACAAAGACGGACAUUUCUAACGAUUCAAACAGAAGGAUUGAUGCAGCCUUAGCUGCUGGUGCUCGGGCGAGUGAAAUGGGCAUUGUGAGCUCUCCUUACCUCCUUAGCAACCUUCUCGAUGCGCGGAUUCCAUGCAAAGCAAAGGAUCUCAAUCAGGGUGGAAGCCCACGCCACGCGCAUUCAGCUAAAAAGGGAAGUCUGACAGUUCAUUCAUACGCGAAGCAUCUUGAAUCCCCUGGAGCAGCCAUAGAGACCACCGACCGAACCUCUGGAAGAGAAAGACAAGACGCCCCAGCAACCCCAAUGGUAUGGAGCGCCAAUGGCAGUGAAAGAAGGAGGCGUAACGUUGUCAUAAUCAGGUCAUUUUCCUGUGGUUCCCCGCCAAGGGCUUCAAAAGCAACAGCAGACGCGGAGCAGCAAAGAGCCGUAAAGAGCGUUCAAGCUAGCUCUUCAGAUGGACUUGGGUUUGGGUGCGGCGGCUACGGCACGCACCGCACACAACCAAACCAACCAAUCUGGACUAUAGCAGAAUCAACUACCUUCCGAUUGGAAGAUGCUGAGUACGACGUUGGACAUCUCAUUGAGUCAAUUCUGAAUGUGAGAUGUGAAUCAAGCGCAGUUCCUCAUAUCACUCAUAACUUGUUUGAUAACGCUAUCAGCAUCGUCACCCUUAUGAAGGAACAGUCUGAGGUCAGGCAGGGUACGACGCCCAUGAGAAAGGGCAGCCCAAGCUACUUCCCUGAUCGAUCUCUAAAAGUGCCGUAG